AUGGGUUUAAAUUCUGAAUUCAAUAUCGGAACACCACUUACUAGGCAUGAUAGAUCUGGCCUGGACUUUCUCAAACAGGCUCAGUUUAAUACAAGUUUAUAUUCUUUUUUAUCAGAGAAAAAAGACGAGAAAUUAGAUAAAGAAAAGUGCAGCAGUGUUCUUUCUGUCAUCUUUGAUGAAAUACCUCGUAAUGAAAUAUCAAUGUCUUUUUCUUAUCUUAAAGCACAAAAGUUGCCUGAAAAAUUAGAGUUUUGUGAUUCCCAUCCUCUUCUCAUGGGUAGUGCAAGAGCUGGAGAAGGAAAAUUUCGUAUUGCACAAGAAUUGCCAAAAUUGCUAAUUGAAUGUACAAAUGAUGAUGUUGACUUACAGAAUCGACUUAAGUCUGCUCUUAAUGAUUUCAAGAAUCAAUAUGAAGUAACACCAGAAAAAGUAUUGCGCCAUAUUGCUAGACAUCGCAAUCAAGAAUUUGAUGAUCUGAAAGUAAUUAUUAUUCUAGAUGGUCUUCAAGUGGCAAUGAAUGAUUCUGAUGAUGAUAAAAAUAAAGAAUCUUUUUUUUACAAUUGCAUCUGCUUACUUGGCAUUCUUUCGCUUUUCGGUCCAUUCAUUUUUGUUACUUGUUGUACAGCUACCAUUAGCAUGCUCAUUCACAAUUUCCUUGCCAGUUCACAAAAGAGAGUUUUUCUUCCAGUAACAUUAUUAAAACCUCUGAAAAUAAACAACAACCCAGUUUUUAUCGAUAAUUCAGUCAUGAAGAUGCUUAUAAAUAAUAUGGGUGGAUGGUUAAGUAAAACUAUUUAUUUGAAACCAGUUCUACGCAUUAUUCUUUCACGUACACAAGUUGACAAAAAUCAAGAUAUUUCUACAUUUGAAGGGAAAGGAUUAAAAAUAGAUGAUAUAACACAAUUUGGUCUCAUUCGAUUUGAGAGUCAAAUACGCAAUAGAACAGAGGACUCAAGCAUACCACCCG
Messenger RNA from Funneliformis geosporum, 967 nucleotides. NCBI's taxonomy places the organism in Eukaryota, Fungi, Glomeromycota, Glomeromycetes, Glomerales, Glomeraceae. The record is from the annotation of a GenBank genome assembly.